Molecule: messenger RNA, 1093 nt
Organism: Dryobates pubescens (Downy woodpecker)
Lineage: Eukaryota; Metazoa; Chordata; Aves; Piciformes; Picidae
Gene: CFAP20
Product: cilia and flagella associated protein 20
Exons: 4
Coding region: 107-775 (222 amino acids)
Biological process (GO): positive regulation of cell motility; cilium assembly; regulation of cilium beat frequency involved in ciliary motility
Cellular component (GO): motile cilium; ciliary basal body
Source: RefSeq, a predicted model, not a curated record
GAGGGCUGCAGCUGCUCACUUUCAAGGGCAGGAGGAGGUUGUGUUAAGACACAGCACUGAUGUGGUCUUGAAUCUGGGGAGGUGAAGCUGUCCAGGCAGGAGUUCCAUGCCCUGGGUGAGGAGAGUGGGGGUUUGGAACACAUUCUUUGGGCCUUUUAUCAUCAUCAUCUUCUUGCAGCUCUCUCUGAAACUCUCCCUCCUGUGUCCAGGAAGCCCCUGGGGGUUGUUGGGAUCUCAUGAGCACAGCUCUCUCUUUGCCUGCUUGCCCUCCAAGAGAGCUUUAGGGUCAGGGGAGAGACUCUGGGGCUCAGGCCCUGCGCUCUGUGAGGUGCUGAAGUGGUUUUGUGUCCCUCUUAGUACCACAUACAUCACCUGCCCUGCUGACCCAAAGAAGACCCUGGGCAUCAAGCUGCCUUUCCUGGUGAUGAUCAUCAAGAACCUGAAGAAGUACUUCACUUUUGAAGUGCAGGUGCUGGACGACAAGAACGUGCGGCGGCGCUUCCGGGCCAGCAACUACCAGAGCACCACCAGGGUGAAGCCUUUCAUCUGCACCAUGCCCAUGAGGCUGGACGAGGGCUGGAACCAGAUCCAGUUCAACCUCUCCGACUUCACUCGCCGCGCCUACGGCACCAACUACAUCGAGACCCUGCGCGUCCAGAUCCACGCCAACUGCCGCAUCCGCCGCGUCUACUUCUCCGACCGCCUCUACUCGGAGGACGAGCUCCCAGCUGAGUUCAAGCUCUACCUGCCUGUCCAGAACAAGGCCAAGCAGUAACACCACGAUGGGAAGAGGUGCCAGGAAUGCUUGGGGGCUGUAGGAGAGCCAAAAGCAAGUUGGAAGAGGAGGUCCUGCUGUUGAGACUCAAGUUUUAGCCUGCUGCCUGACCUGAGGGGGGCACAGAGGGCUUGCUCCAAGUGGCCACUGUGCCCCUGAAGAGAGGAUUCAGCAGCAGCAGCAGCAGUCCAAGGCUUCAGUGAAGUGCUGCCCCUCUGGGAAGGCACUGAUGGGAUUUUGUUCUCACUUCCUUGGUUUCCAUCUCUUGUACUCAGUGUGGCUGCCAAGCCUCCCCCUUGGAAGGUUAUUAAAUGUUUG